ACAACCCCGCGCCACGCAUCACCCGCGUAGGAAGGAAGGGAGAAGGGCUCGGGAUCUGAAGAAAAUAGUCGGAGAAGAAGCCCAAGUCUCCGCACGGCGCCUGGCUCUAUAAAUACUCCUCUCGGCUUCUCGUCUUCGUGCUUUUCCUGCUGGCGUCUUGGCGUCGUACGAGAUCUUGCCGCCGGCGCUCGAGCUCGUCCUCGGAGGGAUGGCGAUCGCGAGGGCGAGCUCCGGCCCCGCUUACCCAGAGAGGUUCUACGCCGCUGCCGCCUACGCCGGAUUCGGCGGAUCCUCCAACUCCUCCUCGACCGGCGCGAUCUCCAAGUUCCAGAAUGAUGUCGCUCUCUUGCUCUAUGGGCUCUACCAGCAAGCAACGGUAGGGCCUUGCAAUAUUCCAAAACCCAGGGCAUGGAAUCCUGUGGAGAACAGCAAAUGGACCAGUUGGCAUGGGCUUGGGAACAUUCCUUCAACAGAGGCAAUGCGUCUUUUUGUGAAAAUUUUGGAGGAGGAAGAUCCUGCUUGGUAUUCAAGUGUCACUGUGGAGCCUACUGUAGAUGUUGAGAUGCAUAAGUCAAAAGUGGAGCCAGCAACUCAGUCUGCCACCCCUAACGGAAAUUCUUUGCCAGAGACUAAAACUAUUUCAGCAGAAAAUGGAAGUGUGCUGGAGGCCCAGGACAAAGAUGUUGUGAUGGAGGGUCUUAGUUCAGUUGGUAUUUAUGACCAAUGGGUGGCACCUUCAAUAUCUGGACAGCGCCCAAAGCCCCGCUAUGCGCAUGGAGCAGCUAUCGUGCAUGACAAGAUGUAUGUUUUUGGCGGAAAUCACAAUGGUCGUUACCUUAAUGACCUUCAGGUUCUGGAUUUGAAAAGUUUGACAUGGUCGAAGAUAGAUGCUAAAGUGCAAACAGGAUCUCCAGAAUCACCAACCAUAGUGCCAGUAGCUCCUUGUGCUGGCCAUUCUUUGAUUACAUGGGGAAACAAAAUUUUAUCUGUUGCUGGGCACACCAAAGAUCCUUCUGAGACCAUUACAGUGAAGGAAUUUGAUCCGCAGAUUUGUAUAUGGUUGGACUUGAAGACUUAUGGGAAGCCACCGAUUUCCCGUGGAGGUCAAUCAGUGACGCUUGUUGGGAACACUUUAGUCAUGUUUGGUGGUGAAGAUGCAAAGAGAUCUCUUCUAAAUGACUUGCACAUUCUUGACUUGGAAACCAUGACCUGGGAUGAAAUUGAUGCUAUAGGCACUCCUCCUUCUCCAAGGUCAGACCAUUCUGCUGCUUGCCAUGCAGAGCGGUAUCUUUUAAUUUUUGGUGGGGGUUCUCAUGCCACAUGCUUCAAUGAUCUGCAUGUCCUUGACCUGCAGACAAUGGAAUGGUCUACAGCAAAACAGCAGGGUGUAACUCCAGGACCACGCGCUGGCCAUGCGAGUGUAACAGUAGGGGAGAACUGGUUUAUUGUUGGUGGUGGUAACAAUAUAAAUGGGGUCUCUGAGACUCUUGUGCUCAGCAUGUCUACAUUAGUUUGGUCGGUUGUUACCACUGUUCAAGGACGCAUGCCCCUUGCCAGUGAGGGCCUGAGUUUAGUUCCAAGCACCUACAAUGGAGAAGAUUUUCUUGUGUCAUUUGGAGGAUAUAAUGGGCGAUAUAGCAAUGAGGUCUAUGUGCUCAAACCAAGCCACAAAGCAGAUUUGCAGUCCAAAAUUAUAGAGGGGCCUGUGUCAGACAGUAUUGCUGCCCUGCUGCCAACAACAAAUGCCAGUCGGGAUAUGGAACCUGAGAUUGAGGCAGCUCAAGAUGGAAAAAUAAGGGAAAUUAUAAUGGACAAUGGUGAUCCGGAGCUUGUGAAUAUCAGAAGUGAGGAAACAGGUGAACAACUGGUAGCAACACUCAAGGCAGAGAAAGAGGAAUUAGAAGCAACACUUAGCAAGGAACAAUUGCAAAGCCUCCAAUUUAAGCAAGAGCUAGCUGAAGCAGAGACUAGGAAUGCAGAACUUACGAAGGAGCUUCAAUCUGUGCGUGGCCAACUUGCUGCUGAGCAGUCAAGGUGUUUCAAACUUGAGGUCGAUGUUGCAGAGCUACGCCAGAAGCUACAGACAAUGGAGACAUUACAGAAGGAAGUCGAGCUGCUUCAACGGCAGAAAGCUGCUUCUGAACAGGCAGUCUUGAGUGCAAAGCAGAGGCAGAGUUCUGGUGGGGUGUGGGGAUGGUUUGCUGGAAGCCCCCCUGAGAAGUCUGAUUCUUGAUAUAGGAUUAACUUUAUAAACAAGCCGAUGACUCAACCCAUACAGGUUCUCUGCUUGUGAUGAUCAACCCAAAGCUGUGUCCAUUUGGAAUAAUCAUAAAAGGAGGCUGUGAUUAUAUCCCGGAGAGGUGAAAUCUCCAUGUUGCUCCAGGUUGCCUCGAGGUGUCAAUGAAAGCAGGCAGACAUGUCUAUUCCCAUCUAAUUUCUCUUCAAUCCAUGAUGACUUGAAUGCUCGUCUGUUAUACUCCUGUUGGCUCCAUUUUCUUGAGGUCUCAAUUCUGUGGUGGAAGAAAAGGCCACCUCUGGGAUCCUCAGCUGCAGGGAACCAUUUGACACGGAAGGUAGAUGAGUCUUGUAAGUUUAAAUUGCUUUCAGGUAAGACAGUUGGGAUCCAAGCCUUUCCGAUGUUUAUUAUGGUUGAUUAUCCUGCUCCGUGGACUACAGUAGAGAUCAGUCUGGAGUUGAGCCGGGCCAUCUACAAAGGCUCCGUUGAUGCCAGCUGAGCAGUCAAACUAGUGACAAUUUUUCAUCCAAGGCUUGGAAGGGAUGGUUUUGAGCCCCCUUUUUUUUUUUUGCUGGAAAUUGAACAAUGGUUUCGAAGGUCAAAAGGGGAAAUCUAUUAACAGCUAAAUGAUUUGAUAUGGCACGUGAUUAUGGCUUAGUUUUGAAUUACUCAAUUCCUAGAGGAAGAAAAAGGUCAUGUGCCUGCAA
This is a messenger RNA of Elaeis guineensis (African oil palm), 2943 nucleotides long. Lineage: Eukaryota; Viridiplantae; Streptophyta; Magnoliopsida; Arecales; Arecaceae. The record is from RefSeq and is a predicted model, not a curated record.